UUGUACCAUAUCGAUAAUUGUUUUUUUUUUCCGCCAUACCUUUCGCCCCUCCCUUCAUCACUCCAAUCCGUUUGCUCUCUCUCCCACGAAUAGUAUUGUACCUAAAUUUACCUUACCUACUCACAUUGGCGGUUGAAGGUUGGGUCAAAACAAUACCCGAGUUGCCAACUCCUACCGAACCGUAAUUCGCAGUUCUGACGUCGGCCCUUUGCUUCGUCAUUUCCCCUCCUGCCUUCCUUCCUUCCUUCUCCCCCCCCCCUCUUGCCUGCUGCACACACACACGCGCACGCACACACAUUCCACGCACAUUACUGUACAGUACAGUACACCUCUCCCAGUUUUCACGGACGGUGCGGUUACGACCACGACAUUGUCACUUGAGCCUCGAUCGAGCUCUGACCUGUUCUGUCUAACAACCACAGCCAACACAUCCAACGGACGGUCGAACCAUACACAAGAUAGACAGACAUACGGGAAUAUUACCUACCAUCCGUGGCUUGGAAAGAGGGAAAGGUUUCUUGCUCUUGCGAGAUCAGAUAAUAUUUUUUUCCCUUUCUUUUCUUGUCGUCAUCGCUAGUCGAAGGGUUGGGUUGAGGAGUCAGUUAUGGCUGAUCCGACGAUUAAGCUACUCCUUAUAGGCCCCUCCAGCUCCGGCAAGACGGCGCUGCUAUUACGAUAUGUCGAGGAUAUCUUCGAUACGGAUAACGCGACGGCGACAAUUGGGGUUGACUUUAAGGUCAAGAAACUCUCCGUAAAGGGAAAGCUCCACCGAGUCUUCCUCUUUGACACGGCUGGUCAAGAGCGCUUCCGGACCCUAACAAGCUCCUACUACCGCAACGCUCAAGGCGAGGUGGAAAAGUACGCCCCCCCGGACGCCGUCAAGUGCCUCGUUGGCAGCAAGCUCGACAAGUCCACCUCCUCGCGCAUUGUCAGGACCGAAGAAGGGCGCGCGCUGGCGGACCGUUACAGCGCUAGCUUCUACGAGGUCUCCUCCAAGACGCGGGAGAACGUCAAGGAGCCGUUCGUCGACACUGUCACCAGGAUUGUGGAGACGCCAGUGUUGGUGAAUGGUGGCGCGGGCGCCAAGAGGGGCACGACCGCGUUGUCUCCGCCUGUGGUUUCGUUUAAUCAGAGGGAGCCGCCACCGAAAUCUGGGUGUUGUUAGGCUGGUGGGGGGGGAGGAGAUUGGUUGUUUGGUUGGAAUUCUAGAGGUGCUUGGGAGUUGGGUCGAUUGGUAUUUGCUGUAUUGGGCUCCUUUUUUUUCUUUAUCACAAGCUUUUCCCCAUGAUGUGUCUGUUCUUUCUACACUUUUCUUGACCACUUUUUUCCCUUCAUCUUCUUUUGCCUUUUUCCCCGAUUGAUGAUGGCGGGAUGAUUAUGAUCUUACGACACUCGUUUCCUGUACUAGUAUACCCUGCUUUUAUA
This is a messenger RNA of Tuber melanosporum (Perigord truffle), 1425 nucleotides long. RefSeq lists its product as uncharacterized. NCBI's taxonomy places the organism in Eukaryota, Fungi, Ascomycota, Pezizomycetes, Pezizales, Tuberaceae. Gene Ontology annotation, molecular function: GTPase activity; GTP binding. Bases 605 to 1165 code for a protein of 186 amino acids. The record is from RefSeq and is a predicted model, not a curated record. The transcript has 5 exons.